AUGUCUCAGCUGGAAACUGCGAUGGGAAUGACCAUUGCUGUCUUUGACAAGUACGCAAAGGCUGACGGCAACAGGCAAACCCUCAGCAAAGCAGAACUAAAGACCCUCAUGGAAAAAGAGCUCCCAAACUUCCUCUCGUCAGGGAAGGACAAGGAUGCUAUUGAUAAACUCUUCAAGAACCUGGAUGAAAAUGGUGAUUCCCAAGUGGACUUCAAAGAAUUUGUCAUCUUUGUGGCAACUCUGACUUGCCUCUGUCAUCAAUAUUUUGAGCAUAAAGCAGCCAAAUAA
This is a messenger RNA of Apaloderma vittatum (bar-tailed trogon), 288 nucleotides long. RefSeq names its product S100 calcium binding protein P (gene S100P). Bases 1 to 288 code for a protein of 95 amino acids. The transcript is spliced from 2 exons. Gene Ontology annotation, biological process: endothelial cell migration. Gene Ontology annotation, cellular component: extracellular exosome; cytoplasm. Gene Ontology annotation, molecular function: transition metal ion binding; calcium ion binding. NCBI's taxonomy places the organism in Eukaryota, Metazoa, Chordata, Aves, Trogoniformes, Trogonidae. The record is from RefSeq and is a predicted model, not a curated record.